UGUCUUCUAACUGGGGUUUCAGACAAAAGGAAAAUCAUAGCUUAUAGGAACAUGAUAUACACGUAUCGAGUGUGUAAAUAAUCUGCUAGAGAAGGCAAAAAGGCGUUCUCACCUAUACGGCCCGUAAACAGCCUGAUAACUAACUCUGCGGUUGAAUACAUACGCCACGUUAAGCGAAAUCAUCACGAACAAUCUCUUCAUGUACCUAUUUCCGGACCUCAUGAUCUACAAAAUAAAAAAUACAAACAACAAAAACGAUAAUUUCUGGGCCGAUCCGUUUCCUUCACGCUUUCAUCUAAAGAGUAUAAGAGCCCAGUCAGAAUGUCUAUGCUUGAAAUGCUCUGAGCAAGCAGAGGCUUUGCCAGGUCGUUCAGAUUAAUCGAAACCGGCGUGUGAGGCUCCCGUGCUUGGUCAAAUGAAGCUUGGCGCGAAAAUGCCAAUCUCCGAUCGCUCACACUGAGACCGAAACCCGCGUUCCAUGAAUUCUGGGACUCUUUCUCCGAUGGCUGUGCUCCAAAGAACAGAAAGUAGAAUUGUCAGUGGCUCAACCGUAAUUAAGGUCACACAGGGCAUAUGCGGCUCAAAAAGUGUCAAAUAAAAGACUAUUCAUUCAUGUUCAUUCGUUAUAGUAAGAUACAAGGAUAUGUUUUUUUGGAUUUAUGUAAACCGACUUUCAAGUGUUGGUGUGCGGCGGGGAGCAGAUUGAUUCUUUACCCCAGUCUCCUCUCGAUCCCAAUCUCCUCUCGAUAACAUAUGACUUCAUUCCAUCCUCUUCCACAAGCUCCACUUCACAAGUCUCAUCUAUCGGAACCAUCUCACUUUCUUCUUUCUUUGAGCCAAAACUAGAAGAACUAGAACCUUCAUGGGGUCAGUAUCUCUGAAAAUCGGGGAUGGAACAGCAAGAUUCAGAAGAGCAGCCCUGUACUCUUCAGCAAUCAACAUUAUCAUGCUCUUCUCUUUGCUCACCACCAAUCUAUUUGCUUUUUACGCUUUCACAUCCUCCCCAAAGGACCGCCAAAGCCACCUACUUCACCCAACUCACAAUAAUAUCUCUCUCAUCUCGGAGCACGUCUCGCUGAUCCUCAGAGAGAUCGAUUCCUCAAAGAAAAAGCUAGCCAAGAUGGAAAAAGAGCUUCUUGGCUACGAAAGCCUCGAUCUUUCAAGACCUCACCUUGCAAACGAGCUGAAGCUUUUUCUCAAGCCUCGCCAGCUUCCAUUGGGGAAAGACUCAAGAACUGGGAUCACCGAAAUGGUUGCUUCCGUGGGCCAUUCCUGUGUGAAAUCCGUGGACUUAUUGUCUCAGUAUAUGGCUUACAAGGUCUCUGGGCCUUGCCCUGACGAUUGGAGCGUUGCCCAGAAGCUAAUUUUGCGCGGUUGUGAGCCUUUGCCCAGAAGAAGGUGCUUUGCCAAGUCUGUUCCUAAGGUGGGUCUCGAACCUUUUCCCAUUUCUCUCUGGAAACCUGUCGGUGAUAAGAAUGUUAUCUGGAGUGGUCUUGAGUGUAAGAGUUUUGAGUGUUUGAACAGCAAGAAACUGAGUAAAGAUUGUGUUGGUUGUUUUGAUUUGGUUGGUGGGUACGAGAAUCAGAAGUUUGUCAAGUCUAGAGGCAAAAAUGAGUUUCUAAUUGAUGAUGUUUUAGCUUUGGGAAGUGGAGGGGCCAGAAUUGGAUUUGAUAUUGGUGGUGGGUCUGGUACCUUUGCUGCUAGAAUGGCAGAGAGGAAUGUGACUGUGAUCACUAGCACCUUGAAUAUUGAUGCCCCAAUUAGCGAAUUUAUUGCUGCAAGAGGACUUUUCCCCCUAUUCUUGAGUUUAGAUCAUCGUUUCCCUUUCUACGAUAACGCGUUUGAUUUUGUUCACGUCGUUGGUGGAUUGGAUAUGGGGGGAAAACCUGAGAAAUUGGAGUUCCUUAUGUUUGAUAUUGAUCGCAUUUUAAGGGCUGGCGGCUUGUUUUGGUUGGAUAAUUUUUGUUGUCCUAACAACGAGAAGAAAAGUGAGUUAACAAGUUUGAUUGAAAGGUUUACAUAUAAAAAGCUCAAGUGGGUUGUGGGGGAGAAGGCAGACUCAACUGGGUCAGGGAAAUUAGAGGUUUAUUUGUCUGCCGUUUUACAGAAGCCUGUGAGAGUAUGACACUCAAGAGAAGCUUCAACAGGAAAUAACAGGAGCUGGAACAACUCGGAUGGUUAUCUGGGGAGAGGACUUCUGGUGCAUAUGUUGCAUGGAAUGCUUGACUUUGCAUCAGCUCCAUAACCACUUGUAAUCUGUGUAUCGGUCAAACAUUGGAUGAGUUUCUUGAAUCGAUUCAAUAGUGCGCACAAAGACACCUUACCAGCUUCGUUUCCUCAAUCCAGGCCGAAUGCCACCCGCAGCAGAGCAUCCAUAUGCACCCUUUCUUUGAUCUGUUAAUUGGGUUAAGCUCAGAAAUUAAUCAGAAAAUUAGCCAAUUGAGGUUCCUU
Juglans regia (Persian walnut) is the source of this 2451-nucleotide messenger RNA. RefSeq lists its product as uncharacterized. The record is from RefSeq and is a predicted model, not a curated record. NCBI's taxonomy places the organism in Eukaryota, Viridiplantae, Streptophyta, Magnoliopsida, Fagales, Juglandaceae. Bases 863 to 2125 code for a protein of 420 amino acids. The transcript has 2 exons.